CUUCCUCAUUGCAGUCUUCUUGACUCAGGUUAGCUCGGCCGUGUAAGGGCAGUCAUGCAGCAGGACGGCACCGUAGUGGAUGAAUGGGUCGAAGUUUCCCGGCCGGAGCUUUAUGAGGACUAUGUCCGCUGCUGCCGAGAAUCGUGUCAGGAGACUGGGUCGUGUCGGGACAACAAGCUGCUGGACAGAGCGGCGCGGUAUCUGCUGAGUGAGCCGAGACUCGAUGAUACUUUUAGCGCGUUUCCUUUCUACCAGGUUGUGAUUGAGGCAGCCAGGGAGAGAGAGAAAGACAGAGACGGUAACUACAGCAGACAGCUGGAGGGCUUCGUCAAAGCCACAGAGCUGCUGGAGACUCUGUGUGUCAACCUGUUCGUGCAGCCGUGGAAGAAGGAAUUCAGGACCAUCAAGACCUACACAGGUCCAUUUGUUUACUGGCUGCUUCCAGUUCUAGGGAGCUCCACCAUUCAGUCUGUGCUGUCAUUUAUUGGCUACCAGCCCCACCCUGACGCCCCACAGAGUGUGUUUAGACUUGUGGAGGGUGUGAACCCAGAAAAAGCUGUCUUGAUGGGGUUUGAGUUGCUACUGGCCAGGGUGGAAUGUUACCAACUCUUGGAGCUCCUGAAGAAAAAUCAGCUGGAACCACAGCAGUGGCAGGAGCUCCUUCACAGAAGAGCGGGGAUCACAAAACAGGAGGAAUCCAAAGAAAAGAGGACUACUGCAGAACACAGAGAAAAGAAGAGGAAGGAAGAGCAGAGGAAAAAGGAGUUACCCUCAUAUCCAGAAACCAGGAAUUCGGUGAACCCACUGCCCAAACCUCGACGCCGUCCGCCUAUCGCCCCAGACCACUCUAUCAUGGAGAUGCAGAGGACCUACCCAGACCUGGCCUUCAGAGGACGCCGUUUGGUAUCAGACACACCUAACCAAGCAUCAGUCAGCAGAAGUGCCAGCAGUAUAGCUGCCUACACUGGCAGUGAAGACAAUAAGGACGAGAACAAAGUUUCUGAGCUAUCUAAAAGCAAAUCUUUCAGUGGCCUCAGGGCUUUACCUACAACGGAGGGAGGCAAACACGAUGGAAGCAAAGUUGAAGGGGCAGCGGCGGCGGAUUAUAGCAGAAUUGGUAGUCACGAUGACGCCAAUGCGAUGACACCAACCCUUCACAUUACACUGAGAGCUGGAGUCACUCAACAGGAUCAGGAAAACCAAGACCAUGAAAACCUAAAACCUGGUGAUACGCCGCAAAGCACAACAGAGCCUGCUACAGAUGUUCAGGACAGAAGGGGUGACAGACCUGAGCUUUCCAGAAUGAGCUCCAUUGAGGAGGAGCUGGUGCUUUUGAAGCUGUCAGAGAGGAUGGAUGCGCUGCACGUAUAAGAAAUAGAGUCUCUGGUCACUGUAGGUCAAUAACAGAAAUUGUUAUCACAUGUGUUAUUUUUGUUUUUGAAAUAAUGAAGUUUACGAUGAACCUUUUUCAGUUUUGGUAUACAAUAACAUGAUAUAACAUUUGAAUGGAAAAAACAAAAAACUAUUGACAGUAUUGUGUGUUUUUUAAAACAGGUAAAAAGCAUAGGUUUCAAAAAGCAAGAUCAAUCAUUCAGCCGGAGCUUACUCUGAUAUUGUCUGUAUUCUUAAAUAUUUUGCCUAUACAGGAGGCGAUAAGACAAGUUUUUGUUAAUAGCAUUCAUUUUUAAAGAAAUAUAUUUAAAUAAUAUAUAUAUUAAAAAAGGUUCAUUCUUUUUGACGUAUUCUCCAAGUGCUUUCAGAUGAACGUGUGAGGGUAAAGGGAUGCCAAAGAAAGUCGUUGCACUGUAUAUCACAGUUAAAAAAAAAAGGAAAAAGUUUAGACGUUACAUAAAAUUACAAGACCUUCAUUUAAAAUGCUGUUGACAGUUGAAUUUGACAUCACGUGAAGCAUGCCGCUAUGAUUUUGUCACGAUUUUCUUCAUACUGGUUCUGCAUCUCCUGGCGGUCAUGGUCAGCAGGGAUUACCUGUAAAAACAGAGACUUUUUUUGCUUUCAUCAACGGGCUAAAAAAAAAAAUCAUUACUUAUUCAUGAAAUUCAUAGAUUGUGUACAAAAACUGGACAGAGCUGAUUUGCUUCGAAGCUGAGGUUGUGGAAAACACAAUAAACUGCUACUAGUUUGAUUAUGAA
Cynoglossus semilaevis (tongue sole) is the source of this 2150-nucleotide messenger RNA. Its product is annotated as spermatogenesis-associated protein 2. Gene Ontology annotation, cellular component: cytoplasm. Bases 55 to 1371 code for a protein of 438 amino acids. Lineage: Eukaryota; Metazoa; Chordata; Actinopteri; Pleuronectiformes; Cynoglossidae. The transcript is spliced from 6 exons. The record is from RefSeq and is a predicted model, not a curated record.